Molecule: messenger RNA, 411 nt
Organism: Penicillium arizonense
Lineage: Eukaryota; Fungi; Ascomycota; Eurotiomycetes; Eurotiales; Aspergillaceae
Product: BUD31 family protein
Exons: 4
Coding region: 1-411 (136 amino acids)
Biological process (GO): mRNA splicing, via spliceosome
Cellular component (GO): nucleus; spliceosomal complex
Source: RefSeq, a predicted model, not a curated record
AUGCCUCCAAUCCGCACCUCUCGCAAUCGCAAACCACCACCCGCCGGCUUCGAUGACAUUGAAGAUACCCUGCUGGAGUUCAGCAAUAAGAUGAAGGAUGCUGAGAAUGCGUCGCAUGAAGGCAAAAAGAAAUAUGAAGUGCUCUGGCCCAUUUUUCAGAUCAGCCACCAACGCUCGCGAUACAUCUAUGACCUUUACUACGAGAAAGAGGCGAUCUCAAAGCAGUUGUAUGACUGGCUUCUUAAGAACGGCUAUGCCGAUGCCAACUUGAUUGCCAAGUGGAAGAAGCAGGGUUAUGAAAAGUUGUGCUGCCUGCGCUGUGUCCAAACGAAAGAGACGAACUUCAACUCCACAUGUAUCUGCCGAGUGCCCAAGGCGCAGCUCAAGGAGGACCAGACGAUCCAUGACUAA